Messenger RNA from Aspergillus homomorphus CBS 101889, 1275 nucleotides. Its product is annotated as PP2C family serine/threonine-protein phosphatase. Gene Ontology annotation, biological process: protein dephosphorylation. The coding region runs from base 1 to 1275 and encodes 424 amino acids. The transcript is spliced from 7 exons. Gene Ontology annotation, molecular function: cation binding; protein serine/threonine phosphatase activity. NCBI's taxonomy places the organism in Eukaryota, Fungi, Ascomycota, Eurotiomycetes, Eurotiales, Aspergillaceae. The record is from RefSeq and is a predicted model, not a curated record.
AUGGGUCAGACCUUGUCCGAGCCCGUGGUCGAUAAGACCUCGGCUGAAGGCCAGGAUGAGUGUUGUAUAUACGGUGUCUCGGCCAUGCAGGGCUGGCGGAUCAGCAUGGAGGAUGCCCAUGCGGCCGUGCUAGACCUCCAGGCCAAGUUCUCGGAGCAGAACGAAUCUACCGAUCCCGAUAAACGUCUCGCGUUCUUUGGUGUAUACGACGGGCACGGUGGUGACAAAGUAGCUUUAUUCGCCGGAGAGAAUGUCCACAAGAUUGUCGCAAAGCAGGAUGCUUUCGCCAAGGGCGAUAUCGAGCAAGCUUUGAAGGACGGUUUCCUUGCUACCGACCGCGCUAUCUUGGAAGAUCCUAAAUACGAGGAAGAAGUGUCUGGCUGCACUGCGGCCGUUAGCGUUAUCUCCAAGCACAAGAUCUGGGUGGCCAAUGCUGGUGACUCCCGCUCCGUGCUCGGUGUGAAGGGCCGCGCUAAGCCCCUAUCCUUUGAUCACAAGCCUCAGAACGAAGGCGAGAAAGCCCGUAUCAGCGCUGCAGGCGGCUUUGUCGACUUUGGCCGUGUCAACGGCAACUUGGCCCUGUCCCGUGCCAUUGGAGAUUUCGAAUUUAAGAAGAGCCCCGAGCUGUCGCCCGAACAGCAAAUCGUGACCGCUUACCCGGAUGUCACCGUCCACGACCUUGCCGACGACGACGAGUUCCUCGUUAUUGCUUGCGACGGUAUCUGGGAUUGCCAAACCUCGCAGGCCGUGGUCGAAUUCGUUCGUCGCGGUAUUGCCGCUAAGCAGGACCUCCACCGCAUCUGUGAGAACAUGAUGGACAACUGCCUGGCUUCCAACAGCGAAACCGGCGGCGUUGGAUGCGACAACAUGACCAUGAUCAUCAUUGGACUCCUGAACGCUGAGUUCCGCGGCCCUGGCAUCCGUAAUCAGUUCGAGGAGAACCCAGAUGAGUAUGACGUGGAAAACGAUCGUUCCCGUGGCUUCAGUGUCCGCUCGGGCCGCAUUAUUCUCCUGGGGGACGGCACAGAGUUGAUUCCGGAGCAAAAUGACGACGAGCUGUUUGACCACACUGAGGAGGAUCGGGACCUUGGCAAUCAGGUGCACCAGGACUCUUCCGAUGCGGGACGGGGCGAUCGUGAAGGAACCCCCGGGCCACAAUCCAAGGAUAGCACCCCCAAAGCUGAUGAAGCUGCCACCAUCUCGCAGUCGCCGUCUUCUACCGCGGAGAGCUCUUCCACCAGUGCCCAUGGAACGCCGCAGAAACCUACUAAUUAG